AGAAAUGUGAGAUAAUGCUUGGCGAAUGGCUUAGCCCCAAUGCCUCCUUUAAAAAUUUUAAAGGAGGCAUUGGCUUAGCAGAUGACAACGCAGGCAACACUGUCGUGAUGAAAUUCCGUCCUCCAUAAGGCCUCGUGAUCGCGUAUCGCGUGUUGUGAGCAAGUAUCCCCGGUUCUAAUAGAUAUAUCAUAAGUUAGCGUUGCUUUCCAGUGAGGCUCUGGCCUUAUUUACGUUUAGAUCUCGCAAUUACCGAACAGUAUUCCCGCCGGCGCAAUGGCAGACAGUCCGGGUACUAGAUCGGCGAGUCCACCCAGCCGGUGGGCUGCGGACGCUGUGGCCUUCGUUCUGAAGCAUUCGAGAGCUGGCAUCGUGCCCCUUUGUACCAACGUUGCCGCAAUACUGGAACAACAGGAUAGGCUCGCACACGAAAAUGAAAACCUGGGUCGUGAACUGAAGAACUGCAAGGCAAUGCUUUCGCUGCCCGCAGGUGAUGAUGAAGUUGAUGAUGUAGGCCAGAAUGCACAUUUGCCGCAACAUGACGCAGGACCAGCAUGUGCCACCGGGCAUGAUGCAUCUACAAGCAGUUUCGAACCAGUAACUGUAAGUGACGUGGAUAAUUACCGCAGUGUUAUUGUGGCAUCACUUGUCAACAAGAAGAAGAAAGGGAGCAUUGAUACACUAAAGGUUCUGCGGCAGUUGCAUCAGUUUGGGAACCCUUGGGUGCCCUUAGACAGCUGCAUUUGUGAAGCCUGCAAAUCCUUUGAAGGAACCAAGGCAUCGCCGAAGGCUCUUACCUUCAACCUUCUUGACAAAGGCCACACAGCGAUAAUUCGAAGAAAGCUCUUAGGAAAGAUUUGUUAUGUUGGCCACCUCGACACCAGUGCGCCACACUGGAUUUGGCUUGGUCUUGACCUGCCUUACCCUGUGGGAUUCUGUGAUGGAAGACUUGGUGGAAAGACCUACUUUGAGUGCAAGCCGUGUCAUGGAGCAUUCUUCAAUGUUUCAAGUGUCACGGCGAUAAUCACUUAACGCAGCUUGCAGCCAAACUGAACACAUGUGAGCACACCAUGAGAGGCAAUGUAAAGAAUACAAUGCAUGGUGCGAGGAAAUAUCACACUUUUAUUACUGUAUAGUUUCACUCUGAUGAAAAAUGCUUUGUACAUCUUUUAUACAGAUUGUUUAUUUACACAUUUCACAUUGUUAGAAAUCAUAAGUAUUUACUUCAGUAGAGCAUAUAUGCUCUUCCUCCUCUACAGGGAGUGAAUAUGAAGGUUCAGGGCCCUGAGAAUCUUUAUUACGUAUUCCGUUCUUGCACGUACAUGGCGUGCAGUGUGGUCUUGAAUAAAUACCUUUCUUCUUCAUGAGAAA
Messenger RNA from Dermacentor silvarum, 1368 nucleotides. RefSeq lists its product as uncharacterized. Bases 274 to 1029 code for a protein of 251 amino acids. The record is from RefSeq and is a predicted model, not a curated record. The transcript is spliced from 5 exons. NCBI's taxonomy places the organism in Eukaryota, Metazoa, Arthropoda, Arachnida, Ixodida, Ixodidae.